AUGCAAGUGGAAGCAGCCAUGCAGGUGCUAACCAAGCGCUAUCCCAAGAACUGCCUGCGGACUGUCAUGGACCAGUACUCGGCCACGGUGCACAAUAUGGAGCAGGUGGUGAUGUUCCCCAGCCUUCUGCGGGACAUGCAGCCACACGCACAUGAGCACCAGGCCCAGGCUGGGGCCCCCAGUCUCUACAACUACUUCACCAUGCUCAAGGCUAUCUGUGUGGACAUGGACCAGGGGCUGCAGCCCUGGGAGGAGUGGCAGGUCAGGAUGGCAGGCUAUAAAGGCAAUGAAGCUGUGGAGACGGAAGAGGGCAAGGAGGUCUUGGGGCAGCUGAACCUAGAAGCCCAGUUCCACUUGCACCUCUCCAGACUUCAUCACAUCCUCACCCACCUUACCCUGAAAGCCAAGGAGGUGACAAGGAUAUACCAGGAGAUAACAGGACAGGCCAUGUAG
Molecule: messenger RNA, 453 nt
Organism: Molossus molossus (Pallas's mastiff bat)
Lineage: Eukaryota; Metazoa; Chordata; Mammalia; Chiroptera; Molossidae
Gene: THRSP
Product: thyroid hormone responsive
Exons: 1
Coding region: 1-453 (150 amino acids)
Biological process (GO): regulation of lipid biosynthetic process
Cellular component (GO): cytosol
Source: RefSeq, a predicted model, not a curated record